ACACGGAACCUGUUUGUUUUUAGUAUCCCGGAUUGGUUUCCUUACGAUCCAAAGCCCCUGUUGUUUUGUGCGUUUUGGGUCGGCGCCUUGUGUAUUUAGACAGUACAAUUUUCAUUUUGUUUUGUGAUUUUGAAAGUAUUCCCGGUUACUUUAUUUUGGAACAGACAGAGUUUAUCGGUGUGUUUGUUUUUAUACAAAAUGAACGUCGAUACGCCGCAGCCGGUCUCUGCCGGAGCUGCAUCUUCAAACGCCUCUAUUUCCAGCAACAGCAGUAACAACAGUACUAACGAUGCCAUUAACAAUACUAGCAGCACUGCACCCUCUGCAGCAAACAGCGUGCCUUCCUCAGCUGCUUCUGCUCCUCAUUCUUCUGAGACUUACGUUGCAAACGGGGUCUAUGUGCCCUCAGGGAUUGCCAAUGGAGAUGUGAAGCCUGUCCUUUCCACCACCCCUCUGGCAGAUUUCUUAAUGCAGCUGGAGGACUACACACCAACAAUUCCAGAUGCAGUGACAGGAUAUUAUCUUAACCGAGCUGGCUUCCAAGCAUCAGAUCCCAGAAUAAUCCGGCUGAUUUCUCUGGCUGCUCAGAAGUUCAUCUCUGACAUUGCAAAUGAUGCCCUGCAGCACUGCAAAAUGAAAGGGACAGCUUCGGUCAACUCCAGAAACAAAUCCAAAGAUAAGAAAUACACUCUGACAAUGGAGGACCUCACUCCUGCUCUCACUGAAUACGGGAUCAACGUCAAGAAGCCUCACUACUUUACAUGAGACAAGCAUCAAGCUUGCGCAAGCAAACCAGCUUAAAACCUGGAGGCCUUCCAACCCAGCCUCUGUACCUCUCUUGGUUUAACCGAGACGAUCCCUUCCUCGUAUUAUUUUUAUUAACUCCCUUGCGGUGUUAUAGAGGCUCCCCUCUCAAUCCUGUUUGGUUCAUUUCUAGACUGCUUGUAAUUACGUUGUUUUUUGCAGUGCAUCCCAUGCGUCCUCCUAAAGUGUUUCCACAAGCUACAUAAUAAUCAUCUUAAGGGCACUUUUUACAGUUUUGCAGAAGGGCAGUAAUAUUUUGUAUUCACGCGAAUGAUGUAAUAAAACGCUUCAAUAA
Polyodon spathula (Mississippi paddlefish) is the source of this 1099-nucleotide messenger RNA. RefSeq names its product transcription initiation factor TFIID subunit 10-like. Lineage: Eukaryota; Metazoa; Chordata; Actinopteri; Acipenseriformes; Polyodontidae. Gene Ontology annotation, biological process: transcription initiation at RNA polymerase II promoter. The coding region runs from base 199 to 765 and encodes 188 amino acids. The record is from RefSeq and is a predicted model, not a curated record. Gene Ontology annotation, molecular function: promoter-specific chromatin binding; RNA polymerase II general transcription initiation factor activity. Gene Ontology annotation, cellular component: nucleus; transcription factor TFIID complex; SAGA complex. The transcript is spliced from 5 exons.